Messenger RNA from Amphiprion ocellaris (clown anemonefish), 5653 nucleotides. It is a transcript of the gene mllt10, whose product is annotated as MLLT10 histone lysine methyltransferase DOT1L cofactor. The transcript is spliced from 20 exons. The record is from RefSeq and is a predicted model, not a curated record. Bases 192 to 3458 code for a protein of 1088 amino acids. Gene Ontology annotation, cellular component: nucleus. Gene Ontology annotation, molecular function: nucleosome binding; histone binding. Gene Ontology annotation, biological process: regulation of transcription by RNA polymerase II. Lineage: Eukaryota; Metazoa; Chordata; Actinopteri; Pomacentridae.
UCCAUCGCGCCGUGACGGCGAUGUUUUGGUGAAAAAAAAUACGGCGUCGAAAAGGGACGUAAACACGUUUUAAACAUGACAUUUCGACCGAGUGGGACCUAAAGCGGCGCUGCAGGCGGAACGAGGGCGUCUUCGGCGAAGGUUUCGGUCCAUCUUUAUGUAUUACUCCCGCAUGUCCGCUUUCUUCGUAGAUGGUCUCUGGUGAGCGUUGUCUGGCGGCGGAGUUCUCGACGAGUAACAUGAAGGAGAUGAUCGGAGGCUGCUGUGUGUGCUCCGACGAACGAGGCUGGGCUGAAAACCCGCUCGUGUACUGCGACGGACACGGCUGCAACGUCGCCGUGCAUCAAGCCUGCUAUGGCAUUGUGCAGGUGCCCACUGGACCUUGGUUUUGCAGAAAGUGUGAAUCUCAGGAGAGAGCAGCCCGAGUGAGAUGUGAGCUCUGUCCCCACAAAGAUGGAGCCCUCAAGAGGACAGACAACGGAGGCUGGGCCCAUGUGGUUUGUGCCCUUUACAUACCUGAGGUGGAGUUUGCUAAUGUCUCGACUAUGGAGCCUAUAGUACUCCAGUCUGUGCCACAUGAGCGCUACAACAAGACGUGUUAUAUCUGUGAGGACCAGGGCAGAGAGAGUAAAGCAGCCACUGGAGCCUGUAUGACCUGCAACAAACAUGGCUGCAGACAGGCAUUCCACGUCACAUGUGCCCAGUUUGCGGGGUUGUUAUGUGAGGAACAAGGAUCAGAUGCAGACAAUGUCAAAUACUGUGGAUAUUGCAAAUAUCAUCACAGCAAAUUGCGAAGGAGCAGGGGCCGUGGUAGUAGGUCUCAAAGCAUAAGUGACUCUUCCUCUCAGUGUAUGGAUAGACCCCCAGACCAGGACAAGAAGAAACACAAGGAGCGGGACAGACACAAACCAAGACACAAGAAAACCCCUAUGGACAUGUCACCCUCCCUUGUCCUUCCAAACAUCAUGGUCCCUGAAAAGACCUACAACAGUGGCAACUCCGGGGGAGGCGUCACGUCACUACCAGCAUCCUCGCAGAAGCGAUUGGACGACAGCAGCGGCCGAUUCACCAACGCCAACUUCCAGGAAGUGUCGUCUGCUCACUCUGGUGGCGGUUCCAAAGACGGCUUGGCGGCAGACACCGGGAAGGUGGCAUCUGAGGUGAAGAACAAGAAGAACAGUGGCGGAGGUCACGCAGUGGGACAGAGGGGCGGCCGUAAGUCUCUCACCUCCUCAGGGAAACCCCUCCCCUCCGCUGUGGUCACCAUGGCAACCUCGUCUACAUCUGCCUCCGCUUCCACUGGGCCUUUCCAUCAAGGCCUCCUGUUGACCAGUGCCAGUAAGACUGCUUCUGCUCCUUCCUCUUCAGACUUCCUAAGUUUCUCAGAUUCAUCGUUGCGUCCCGGAGGUGGAACUACCUUCUCCUCCCCACCGUCUUUCAGCAGCUGCCUUGUGAAGCCGAGCUCAGAGGGAGGAGCUUCAGAGGGAACUACAACCCUCUUUGGUUCUCUUAUGUCCGCUACCUCUGCUUCUGCAGUGGGUGGAAAGCUGUAUGAGAAUUCUCACAGCCACACAGCAAGUGAGACGACAAGCCUUGUUGGGUCCACCGGCUACAAACGUCCUCAGCCCUCCAGCGCAGGACUAGGCAUCGGUGCAGCAGCCGCAGGAGCCGGGGAAGAUGGGGUGAAGAAGAAAAAGAAGGGUAACUGGCGAAACAGAUUUGGACCUUGCUUUACCACAGAUGUGAAGCCUUCAGAGCCAGCUCCUUCCCUAACUCUGCCCACCUCCUCCACCGCCAACACCUCCUCCUCCACCGCUUCCCCUUCCUCCUCUUCAUCCACAGCACUCUCAGGCCGGCCAGGCUUAGUUUCCAGCAGUGGAUUAGGCGUCGGAGUGGGGGGAGGAGGGGAGAGGGGGCUGGGGGUCAUGGGCGUCAGCAGUGGCAUUCAGAAGUCCCCGUCACUCCUCAGGAAUGGGAGUUUGCAAAGCAGCAGCAGCUCCACAACCACUGGGUCAGGUGUUUUCUCUGUUGCCGAUGGGUCAUCAUCAGGGACAGGCGCUGUCGCCAUGGGCGGAGCCAGCUCUGAGUUGUCACAGCAACAACAACCCACACCUUCUCUAGCCCCGCCCUCUCCAUUCACAGCCACCGCGCCGCUAAACAGCACAGCCUCCACACACGUGAGCGGCCUACCAGGGUCAGUCUUCAACCUGGCUCCCCCCCACAUGUUCGGUAACCGGCUGAACCCCAACUCAACCAUGGCAGCACUCAUCGCUCAGUCUGAGGCCUCACCAGCAGAUCAGGAGGUGGGAGACAGCAGCGGCGGCGUCGGAGCUCAGGGCUUCUCCAUAAGAGCUUCUCCCAAGACCACCCCACGCUCUCCCAUUGGUGGCCUGCAGAUCCGCUAUGACUCUUCGGGGUCGUUGCCAGGGCCGGGGCUGGGGUUGCUAGGGGCGGGGGGAGGCGGCGCAGAGACGCUGCCCCCGGUGGCCACCAGCAUCGAGCAGCUCCUGGAGAGGCAGUGGAACGAAGGGCAGAGCUUCCUGCUGCAGCAGGGAGCGCAGGGGGACGUUGUGGGGAUGUUGAAGUCUCUCCACCAGCUGCAGGAGGAGAACCGGAGGCUGGAGGAGCAGAUUAAAACCUUGACCAUGAAAAAAGAACGACUGCAGCUUCUCAGCGCUCAGCUAUCAGUGCCUUUCACCCCCUCCACGACUUCCUCUGAUGUGAAGGGAGCCCAGCUGGGAGCCACUGAUUCAUCUUUACCUGUGGCAGCUCAGGACAGUGCAUCAUGUGGCGGUCACAGCAGUAGUGGCUCCACCUCCUCUCUCUCCACGCCUCCUUCCGUCUCCCAGAGCCCACCUCAGCCACAGAUCAAUGGCGUUGCCACCGUGGGGGCAACCCCGGCCGGGCUGGGUGGCGUGGCGGGGCUGAUGGGCGCUCUGGGUGCAGGGAGUGCGCUGGGCAUGGGGGGGAUUGUCGGGGCGCUGAACGGUGUGAUCCAGACGCCAGCAGGAACCGCCAGCCCUCACACUCACACUACAGGAGCCGCUACAGGUGUCACAUUGGCGGUCAAUAACAGCACUGUGCGACUCGGCCUGCUGUCUGAGCAGCACAGAUUCCUCCUGCAGCAGCAGCAGCAUCAGCUCCAGCAGCUGCUGUCCUCACAGCCCUCAGCGGAGCAGCAGCAGGUGUUGCUCUACCAACUGAUGCAGCAGCAGCAGGACCUCCAGCAGCUGCAGUCCCUCUCCUCCUCUGCCCAGAUUCCCCCCAUCCCGCUCUCCUCCGCUCAGCUGCCCAUCAACAACCUGCUGCCCGGCGCCCAGAGCCAGGGCCAAGGCGCCAUCACCGCCAACCCCUUCCUGGCGCUGCAGCACGCACACGCUGACACACACGGCUCAGGGGCGCAGAAGCCUCGGCUAGCUGAGAAAGCCGUGGGCGUCGCAGGGCAGGAGAAGACAUGACGGCAUAUGCUCUUUUGUUUUUGAUUUUUUUUUUUUUUUUCCCCUUUUUUAAAAUAAAUAUGCAGAGUUUUUUGGGAUCAGCCUGUUGGUCAACUUUGUAGUUCAGUGAUGAGAACAUUGGCAGGAGAGAAAUCUGUUCCUGGUGGAUUAUCCUUUCCAGCGGUGUGUGCUAAAACAUUAGCGCACAGUGCGGCAAGUUAUAGCCGAAGACAGAAAUAGGAAGUGUUUUUAGUUGUUUUUUUUUUUACAGUCACAAGCUCGCUGUUGUUGACCUACCCUGGUUUAUUUUACAACUUUUUCAAGUUGCAAUCUUGAAACCACAUUUUGUGUAAAUUUGUGCUAUUUAUUUCAGUCCAACUUUAGUUUUCUUACUUUAUGUCGGGCUCUUGUUUCGUCUUUUGUCUACUUCAUGAUUUUUAUUUAAUGUUACUUGUAGCAACUGAGUGUAUAUUAGUGUCAGUAUGUAGCACCAGAGGUCAUGUGAUGCGUUCGUUCUCCUCUCUUAACCCGUAAAUUGACCAACAGGUCCCAGAAACUUAUUCGUUAAUUAUGUUCCUUCGAUGUUUUCUUCUUUCUGCUUCUUGUACACAUUUCUUCUUCUUUUUUUCCCUCUUGUUUCUGUCCUGGUCUGGUCUCUCUGCUGUUUCACUCUCUCAGGGCCCUCAGCUAACCAGAGUUGUGCGCUCAGCACACACACAGAACUACAAACACAAGAAGAACAAUAGCAGCAAUACAUGAAUAUAAAAAAUACAAUUCCCUACCAAUAGGACUUACAGUAGCAGAUGUAUGUUUGACAUCUGUCUCGCUGCAGUCCCAAAGGGAAUAUUGGGUGAGACUUGUGAAAAUAUCCCGCAUGUUCUCGCUGCUGCCUCUCUCCCCGUGUCUCUUUCACUCCCGUUUGUGUUGAUCCAUUAAUGUCAGUGAGCCAAGCCUCGCACGGUCACCACAGAAGCCUUGCUUUUCGACUGUCUGUUCUCCGGGCCAGAUACAGGGGGCUCAGUCAGGGAAGGAAAAUGUAACAAAAGAGAAGAUAAAACGGCACGUUGAAUGUUCACAAGGAUGUAUUUAAUCCACAUGGCACAGACUCACAAAAAAAAGGAAUCAUGCAGUUGGUUGUCAGCAAAUGGAAGUCAUUACAUUUCAUCUUCCUGAUUGAGCCCCCUGCUGCACCUACCUCUCGAGCAGGAUCAGCCUAUCAGGACCUACAAGGCCGGCAGCAGCGGCCACUUAAAAACCCACAACAGUCAGGACUGGCCAAUCAGGGUCCAAACCCAAGUGCCUGAGGCCAAGGGGGGAAGGCGGGAUUUUGUUUUCCUUUUAGUCCCUGUCACUCAGCCCAAUUUUUCCACAACACUACUGGUAAUUAAGCUGCGUUGCUAAGGCAACAGAUUAAAAAAACACUCAGCCUGUCAGUCUGGAUGUGCCGUCUCUUUAAUAAAACUAGGAAAUUUUAUUCUGCUGCAUUCUCUAAUAUCAAAGCCAACUUUGGGUUGUGCUUUUUAUUUAUCUGGAGUUUUUGUGUAAUGGGCAUAAGAUGAUAUAUUUUAAAGGCCCGCUGGUUUUGCAAUUUAACAUCGUUUUGUACUACUGUGUAAAGUUUUUUUUUUUUUUUUGUCUUGAUUUUCUCUCCAUACAGUCUAAUCUUGCUGUAAAACCCUUUUAAUGACUUCUACUCUGUGUCAUGUGUUUAAAAGCUAGAAGCUACUUAAUAGUUGGCUGAUUGGGGAGGGGGUGUGGCUGUACAUAGCUGUUUGUAGGGGGGGACAAAGUGUGUCAGGGGGGCAUUCAGUGGCACAGUUUUUACCUCGUUAAGUGUACAUAGACCUUUCUCAUUGGCCGUUGGUGUACAUAAGUGAUUGUGAUUGGCCGUGCUGGUGUGAAGGAAAGCCAAUGAAGCCUCAGUUUGUGUGUGAAUCUUUAGUAACAGACAGUAAGGUUGACAGUGACUGGACACACAAAAGUAUUAAUUUAUUUUUAUAUGUGCAGGGACAUUGUGUUUCUUUUUUUAAGUUUUGCACCAUUUUCUCUAUGAAAAGUCAUUUUAUACUCUGGGCACCAUGUUUUCAUCUGUGCACACAUUUGUUUGGAUCAAUUUUGUACAAGUGGAAAAUGAUUGGGGGGUUAAAAAAAUAAUUUAAAAAAUCAAACAUUGUAUUCCAAAACACAGAAAUAAAGAAACACUCUGGAGAAAAUCA